CGGCGAGCCCGGCGCACAAAGGCGCCCAGCCCCUCGGGCGGGUGAUGAGCGCACCGCAGCCCAGGCGCGGGCACCAGCUCCAGCCACCGCUCCUUGCACCUAGGGCGCUGGAGAAGACGCAAGGCGCGCCAGGGGCUAGUGGCUGAGACGCGGCCCGUGAACCCUGAGCUCGGGACUCGCCGCCCUCCGGGUCGGGCGCGGAGCUUCCGAGCCGCUAAAGCGCGGGCCUCAGCUCGUUCCUGGGAUCCGAGUAGGAAGACGCUUCCCCACUUUCACCCGACCUCCAGCGCCCAAACGCCAACUUCUCUAAGAACGCUCAACUCCAGGCCACCCUGCCGGGCAGAGGGGGCGCUGCUGCUGGGCACCAGCGGUGAGGAAGCGCCCCUGGCCCCGGGGAGCGAGCCAGCAUCUUCGGGGUCGCUCGGGCGCCCCUGAGUGGGCGGCGGCGGCAGACGCCUCUCCGGGGAGUCAAGGACCUGCCAGCGCCGGAGAUUCCUCACAGGCAGGCAGGCGCUCGCCCUCUCUUUUAUGGAGCUUGGGCCCCUGCCCCAGCCCAGUAGAGGCUGUGGAGGUGCACCAUCUGGAAGCCUGGUUCCUAGGCUCCUGGUCCAUCCGUGGCUGCGGGGAGUGGCAGCUCCCACAAGGUAGCGGUGGCCUGCAGCGGUGGCCCCCUCCAGGCAGUGAAGCAUGGGCCAGAAGCUCUCCGGGAGCCUCAAGUCGGUGGAGGUUCGAGAGCCGGCGCUGCGUCCGGCCAAACGGGAGCUGCGGGGAGCAGAGCUAGGGCGGCCGGCACGGCUGGACCAGCUGCUGGACAUGCCGGAGGCCGGGCUGGCUGUGCAGCUACGGCACGCGUGGAACCCCGAGGACCGCUCGCUCAAUGUCUUCGUCAAGGAUGAUGACCGCCUCACCUUCCACCGGCACCCGGUGGCCCAGAGCACUGACGGUAUCCGCGGCAAGGUGGGCCAUGCCCGCGGCCUGCACGCCUGGCAGAUCCACUGGCCAGCUCGGCAGCGGGGCACUCACGCCGUAGUGGGUGUGGCCACAGCUCGGGCACCCCUGCACUCAGUGGGCUACACAGCGCUAGUGGGCAGUGACGCCGAGUCGUGGGGCUGGGACCUGGGUCGCAGUCGCCUCUAUCACGACGGCAAGAACCGGCCCGGAGUGGCCUACCCGGCAUUCUUGGGGCCCGAGGAGGCCUUCGCGCUCCCGGACUCACUGCUCGUGGUGCUGGACAUGGACGAGGGUACACUCAGCUUCGUCGUGGACGGCCAGUACCUGGGCGUGGCAUUCCGUGGUCUCAAGGGCAAGAAGCUGUACCCAGUAGUGAGCGCUGUGUGGGGCCACUGCGAAGUCACCAUGCGCUACAUCAACGGCCUUGACCCCGAGCCCCUGCCAUUGAUGGACCUGUGUCGGAGAUCCAUCCGCUUGGCCCUGGGCCGCCAGCGCCUACAGGACAUCAGCUCCCUACCCCUGCCUCAGUCUCUCAAAAACUAUCUGCAGUACCAGUGAGCCCAGCUGGGGGGCGCUGAGGGGCGGCAGUGGGCACCCCAGCUGGCUCUGCCUUUCAUUUCACUGUCACACAGUACAUUCAAGAAGGGGUCUUCCUCCUGGCCCCGGACCCCCAGAACUUCCACUUCUUCGAAAGGCCAGGACGUGUUCCCAGCUUUAAAAAUGAAUGUCUGUUGCCAACAAUAUAUGCUGCCUUAGAAGCAGCAAUCCUGUCAGAAAUCUCCUUGGAAGCUACGAAGAACCUGGAGCCUGUGCCCGGAGGAGGUCCUGCCAGCCGACCAGGACACAGCAGCCACCGGUAUUGAUUAGAGAGCUGUUUCCAUAUUCGAGAGAAUGAAUAAAACAUUGCAGCAGGAGACUUUCUAUUGUGUGCCCGGUGCAGACAGGGCCAGGGGACAAUUGGCCAGCUCUGGGAGAAUAUUGCCUCUGAAUAAUGAAUGAUGAAAGCAGCUUGAUGCGCUGUCCUUCUGGACCCCCUCCCCUUGCCAGGGCAGUGGGAUUGUCGUGACACUUUAGGACUUUGUGCCCCAUCGAAAGACUAUUAUACACCCAGGGAUGCCCGUGGACGAUAGAAAUGGCAAGUGGAUGGAGCGGCGUGUAGACACCUUCCAGCUUACCUAGCUUACCUCUUUGAAAGACGUUUACUUAACCCCUGUCACAUGCCUUCCUUCCCGAUGGCUGACCCACGUUCCUCUCUUUGCCCCAGGCACCUCUAUUCAGGGAAGCUGAGUCUGACAAAUUCAUCCCAGGGACAGAGUGUUUCCUUUAUUAUUAUUUUUAAAUAGCGUUGCAUUUUAAAAGGGAAGGGUUGUGAGUGAGGGCAGUACUUAGUCCAAAGGUGCUAAUGGGGAGAUUAGGGGCAUCGUGACACCCAAAUGGAUGAUGUCCUUGGCCUGGGGAGCCUUCCUGGGAUGCCUAGAGUCUCUAGGCAACCGUCCACUCAGGAUGCAGUCUGGUUUCCACAAAGAUUUGUUUGAGCGAAUUAUUUUUUCACUUUAGGGGACUUGCGAGUUUGUUUCUGUUUCAAAUGUGUGUGUGAUGUGCUGUUUAUUUAUCAGCUCGGGGCCCACGGGGGCAGUUUGUAACUGGAGGGGUGGAUGUGGGAGGCAUCUUCUCCACCCCCUCCGAGCCUGGUCCUCUUCCAGGAACCGAGCUGCUGCUGCUGCUGCUGCUGCUGCCACCGCCUCCGUUGGGCAUCUGUCAUGUGUUUCCGACGCUCUCUGCCCAGAUUCGUUUUUAACUGGAAAUUGUCACAGCAGUGGAAUCCCAGAGCCCCAGACGGCACUGCCUCCCCCCUACUUUAAUGUGAACUUGACUGAUGAAUGAGGAGUGUUUCUAAUAAAGUGUGUCAUUCAGGCCUUCA
Messenger RNA from Pteropus alecto (black flying fox), 2872 nucleotides. RefSeq names its product splA/ryanodine receptor domain and SOCS box containing 4 (gene SPSB4). Gene Ontology annotation, molecular function: protein binding. The transcript is spliced from 3 exons. Lineage: Eukaryota; Metazoa; Chordata; Mammalia; Chiroptera; Pteropodidae. Gene Ontology annotation, cellular component: SCF ubiquitin ligase complex. The record is from RefSeq and is a predicted model, not a curated record. Gene Ontology annotation, biological process: intracellular signal transduction; proteasome-mediated ubiquitin-dependent protein catabolic process. The coding region runs from base 688 to 1509 and encodes 273 amino acids.